UAUAUAAUCCCUAAGGCCUUGCACAUUCAACUCAUAAUGACAAGUUGACAACAAACAUAUUUUAGUACAUAGGAAUAAUAUCAUCUUAUGGAUUGGUGUGGCAUAUUCUGAUGCUAUGCCAUUUUAUACUUUCCGGCGAUUUAACGGCUAUUAGGUGUAUGUGUUGCUUGUCCUGUUGAUACAGCACAAAGUUGGUGCUUGUUCUUUCUAUAAUGUCGUGUGAAUGAAUAGCUGAAGAAAGCCAGCUUGUUAUUGUGAUGUCAACACGCAUAAUUCUUGGAAAAAGAUGGAUUCUACUUCCAAGAACUCUCCCUUUUGCUUAAAAUGGCCUUGGGAUGUCCAUAACCAAAACCCGAAGAACCCUUCGCCUUGUACCUUUGAAACUCCUUUUCUAUUCAAGCCAUUCAAGAUUCUUGGCUCUGGAGUGUUUAAUUUCAUCCAAAAUAUAUCAAAACCCCUACCUUUAUCACCCGGAUUUAAUUCCCAGUCGAACGGUGGAGUCAACCGAAAUAAUACCUUGAAGUUAGUGAAGAAGAAAUUGACUCCUGCAGAGCAAGCGGAGAUCGAGCAGAGUGCAUUAGCGUCUGUCUUGGCCAGUGGAAAAGAGGGUACUGUAAUUGAAUUUUACUCCCCAAAGUGCCAGCUCUGCAAUUCUUUGGUUAAUUUUGUUAAUGAAGUUGAGAACAGGAACUCUGAUUGGCUCAACAUUGUUAUGGCUGAUGCAGAGAAUGACCAAUGGUUGCCUGAGCUUCUCCAUUAUGACAUAAACUAUGUUCCUUGCUUUGUUCUACUGGACAAAAACGGGAUGGCACUUGCAAAGACGGGUGUUCCAAGUAGCCGUCUGCAUGUUGUGGCUGGCGUUUCUCAUCUCCUCAAACUGAAACGUCCGCAACACAAAUAGUGCGCCUUUGGUUGAUACAACAGCAGACGAGGUUGUUGGCUUGUCGCAGUAAAUUGCAUGUAAAACAGUUUUUAGUUGUAGGGAUCGACAGUGUGGAACAAGUAAUGUAGUAGUUAUCAAGUAGAAGACCUUUACUUGAAUUAGUCUGUAGCUUUGUAAUCCAUUUUGGAUAUGCUGUUAUAUGAAGGUAAAUUAAUUUACAUA
Molecule: messenger RNA, 1105 nt
Organism: Lycium barbarum (goji berry)
Lineage: Eukaryota; Viridiplantae; Streptophyta; Magnoliopsida; Solanales; Solanaceae
Exons: 3
Coding region: 287-901 (204 amino acids)
Biological process (GO): cell redox homeostasis
Source: RefSeq, a predicted model, not a curated record